AGUCACUGCAAAAGCCAGUUCUCCAUAUCACUGGAGCUGCGCCCUGAACGCGUUAUCUUUGGAUGGGAUACGGCGAAUUUGUAGCUGUAACUCGGCUGUUUUGAAGACAAGACGAUCCGCGGAUUUUCUCGUUUUAAAGAAAACAAAAAAACAACAACAAACAAACAAACAAACAAAAAAUUUGAAAACUUGCUUGCUUCGGUUUGAUGUGAGUUUUUUUUUUUUUUGUUGUUGCUGUGAACCAACCGUAGCUUUUUCUUGUUUUUACGGUCUUUAACAAGUUAGUUUUCAACGUGACGUUCAUUUAUUUAAAUGUUGUAGCUUUUGCAGCCAGUUUCUCAACCUGAAUCAUUCAGCGACUUUUCAGUUGCUGAAACACUAAAAACAGAAAAACGGCUUCUGCACUGAGGUAGCAGAGGAGGAGGAAAACCCCCCAAAAAACUCACAGAAUAUGGAGUCGACCAAAGCUGGAGGCGUAAUAGCCUAUAUCAGCUCAUCCAGCUCUUCCUCCAGCCCGGAGUCCUGUCACAGCGACUCCUCCAACGGCAGCUACCAGUCGUCCUCCCCACCCCACGGCUCCUCGCCCAGCCACCGCCAGCUGGGUCAGACGGCUGACCCCACACUCCUUGCCGGUGGCCAAAACCUUCCAGGGACCCAGAAAACCGGCCGCUCCUCCUCCUCUGCAAAAUGUGGCAUCACAAAAAUCAACGGCCUGGUGCUGCUGUGUAAGGUGUGUGGCGACGUGGCCUCUGGUUUCCACUAUGGCGUCCAUGCCUGCGAGGGCUGCAAGGGCUUCUUCAGGAGGAGCAUCCAACAGAACAUCCAGUAUAAGAAGUGCCUUAAGAACGAGAGCUGCCCCAUCAUGAGGAUCAACAGGAACCGCUGCCAGCAGUGCCGCUUCAAGAAAUGCCUGCUGGUGGGGAUGUCCAGAGACUCUGUGCGUUUUGGCCGAAUCCCUAAGCGGGAGAAACAGCGCAUGCUGCUGGAGAUGCAGAGUGCUAUGAACAACAUGAUGAACAACAGCCAGCUGCACAGCCAGCUGCACAGCAGCCAGACGCUACCUAUCACCAAACCACUGCCAGCCAGCACCACAGAACCUACCUCCGGGGACGCCGGCUCCGCCCCCUCCUGCUCUCCAUCCUCCUCACCGUGCUCCAGCCAAUCCGACUCCAGCUCGGACCCUGAGCCCACCGUGACGAUGGACACCAGCCCCAGCUCGGCCUCACCAAGUGCGUCCGACAGCGGGGAAGAGGAGGUGAUCGGCUCUGUGACCAGGGCCCACCAGGAGACCUUCAUGUACAACCAGGAGCGGAGCAGCCUGUCAGCUGAGGCCCCAGCCGCCACCGCCACCACCAUGGGGCCCCUGAACACCGGCUCUGAUCAAAACACCACUAACCUCUGGAAAGAAGAGCGGCAGGACGCCUGGAACCACCACAACAACAUGGUCACCAUGGCAGCGCAGGGCCCCUCCUCCGGCCUGGGUCCUCAGACCCCAGAGGGCAACACCCCCAACCACUGCCCUUUCAAACUGUCCAGGAGCGCUGGCAACCACUGUCCAGCCUACGCACACGGAGCUUUCAGAGCUGCAGCUACAGAGGGCCCGGCCAGCGGAGCCUACAGUGGGCACCAGUGGAGAGAAGGCAAAAGGAUGCACCUGGUUUGUCCGAUGAACACUUCUCCUCACGUGGACCCUCAGAAAUCUGGCCAUGAGGUGUGGGAGGAGUUCUCCCACAGCUUCACCCCCGCCGUCAGGGAGGUGGUGGAAUUUGCCAAGAAGAUCCCAGGCUUCAGAGAUCUGUCCCAGCACGACCAGGUCAGCCUGCUGAAGGCUGGCACCUUUGAGGUGUUGGUGGUUCGUUUUGCGUCUCUCUUUGAUGUGAAGGACCGCACCGUGACCUUUCUGGGUGGGAAGAAGUACAGCGUGGACACUCUGAGGGCCAUGGGGGCCAGCGACCUCCUCAACUCCAUGUUUGACUUCAGUGAGAAGCUCAUCAACCUGGGCCUCAGCGAGGAGGAGAUGAGCCUCUUCACUGCCGUGGUUCUGGUGUCUGCAGAUCGUUCUGGCAUUGAGAACGUGAACUCAGUGGAGGCCCUGCAGGAAACGCUGAUCCGUGCCCUGCGGAGCCUCAUCACCAAGAACCACCCCAACGAGUCGGCCAUCUUCACCAAGCUGCUGCUCAAACUGCCUGACCUGCGCUCGCUCAACAAUAUGCACUCUGAGCAGCUGCUGGCCUUCAAGGUCCAUUCCUGAAGUUUCCUCCAGUACUUGACUCCCAGACACAAACUGGAUCGGCCCGUGACCGAACCCGGAGGCCACCAGCUGGAGACCACCAGCUCCGCAACACCUCCCACCCACCCACCCACCCGACCACACCUGCACCUCCACACUUCUCCCUCGGGGCUUUUGGUUCUGUUCCUUCUGUCUAUAAAUUGAACUAUGGCUCAAAGCUGACAUUUAAAGGGGAGGGGGGGAUUGACCAUAAAAUGUUAUUGUACUGUACUGUAGGGCGUAACUGCCUGUGUGAUGGUAAUGCAUACAUACAGACACAUUGAUUGAUGUACAUGUUUCCUGUGUUUGUGUGUAGCAUACUGUACGUUUGCGACUGUACAAACGUUAGAAGCACUUUUCUGUAUAGUGUAGCCUGGUAUUUUUGCAUUCAUAGUGCAAUAUGUGACUUGCUUUUUGAUUUGAGCUGUAUAGUGAGGAGUCAAGAAACUUGUGUACAUUGUUCAGUGGCACACAUUAAUUGGGGGGAAGUUGUAAACAUAAAGAAAAAAAAAAAAAACUGGGAUACUGAUUGACUUGAGGUAAAAUCCUCUUCCAGCAGACGACAAUGAGAGGAAUGUGGACGUGAAGCUGCUAAAAGUCGCAGCUCCUCAAGUUUGGACAAAUCAAAGAAUGUUGUUUUAAUUUGAACGAUUUUGAGAAGCAAAAGAAGACAAGGUCUUAUUUUUAAGCUUUUUCAUGCAGUUCAGUCCCACUGUGCUGCGAUUCUGUCAAGUUGCAGGUUAUUUUUUCUAAAUUAUUCGGGGCAUUGUGACAAAUCAAAGGUAUCGGUGUCACUCUAUUGCUUUGGGAGACAAGGUUUCUACACAUGGAGCAGUGAAAAUGGAGAAACACUGAACCAAUGAAAUCCGAUUUUGGACUUUUAGCAUCUUCUCUUCUCUUAUAGAUCUAUUAUUUUUUUCCUUGAAGAAAAAAAAAAAAAAAACUUCUCUCUGAGAUUGUAGUGUCUGCUGUCCUACUUGUCCUGGUUCAUGUUGAGUUUCCUAGUCAGACACUUGAUGUUGCUGUUGGACACUGGAUGGCAGGGAAAACUUGUCUCGCUGUCACCAGCAACUCCCCCCACCUGCUUGAAUAAACGUUUCUGUUUUACAAAACUGUACAGACUUUAGCUGAGUGUAGUUAAACUGCAUAGGUAGGACUAUUCCACUUAAAAUAUGACUGUAAUAUCACUAAUGUGAUUGUAGUUUAAAGAAAUAAGCUGAGUCGAGGUGACAUCUGAGUUGCUGGUGUUCAGAUAUUUUUGCCAUCUUUUUUUUGUUCCGAUGUUGAAUUCAGAACAUCUGGCCUUUAAUAUCCAGAGCUUCUGUCAUUGUGUUAACAUGGCUGAAAUGUGGUUCUGUUCUCCUCUGUGAAAGGAUUGCAGUAUGCAUAGAUUUCUAUAUAAAUAUAUACAUACUAUCAAACAUACAUAACUGUAUAGAUGAAUAUAUCUAUAUAAAUAAAUUUUAUAAAUGCA
This is a messenger RNA of Seriola aureovittata, 3743 nucleotides long. It is a transcript of the gene nr1d2b, whose product is annotated as nuclear receptor subfamily 1, group D, member 2b. The transcript has 8 exons. The coding region runs from base 452 to 2251 and encodes 599 amino acids. The record is from RefSeq and is a predicted model, not a curated record. Gene Ontology annotation, biological process: negative regulation of transcription by RNA polymerase II; positive regulation of transcription by RNA polymerase II; cell differentiation. Lineage: Eukaryota; Metazoa; Chordata; Actinopteri; Carangiformes; Carangidae. Gene Ontology annotation, molecular function: RNA polymerase II cis-regulatory region sequence-specific DNA binding; nuclear receptor activity; zinc ion binding.